Messenger RNA from Pseudoliparis swirei, 4873 nucleotides. RefSeq names its product WW domain binding protein 1 (gene wbp1). The transcript has 4 exons. The record is from RefSeq and is a predicted model, not a curated record. Lineage: Eukaryota; Metazoa; Chordata; Actinopteri; Perciformes; Liparidae. Bases 145 to 1023 code for a protein of 292 amino acids.
UCAAGGAACAACACAAAACAUGUCCGAGUGCGGCAGGCGGAACAUUUAACCUGCAACGAACCACCUUCGUUAAACCUCGAUAGUCAACGAUUCGACCGACUGCUAUAUGAUUCGCGUCGUGUUAACGGCCGACAACCCGGAAAGAUGCCGCAGAAAGCACUGGGAUCCAUUGUAGGUCUGCUUUGUACCGGGACCUGUCUAGUGCAGGGGAAAGAGUUCUGUUUCGGGGUAAACAAUGAGCAGUACCGCUGUGAGAUGGGGUACUGCUGUGGAGAGACAGAAUGCUGCACCUACUACUAUGAGCUCUGGUGGUUCUGGUUGGUAUGGACCCUUAUAAUCAUGCUGAGCUGCUGCUGUGCCUAUCGACAUCGGAGGGUUAAGAUGCGUCUUCAGCAGGAGCAACGUCAACGUGAGAUCAGCCUCAUGGCCUACCAAGGAGCCUCCAGCUCCUUCAUUUCCCCUCCACCGCUCAAUCUAAGGUUCUGGAACGACUGCAAGCUUCCUGACUAUGAAGAGGUAGUAGGCCACCCCCCGACACCACCUCCUCCGUACUCUGAAAACCCCCUUGAGACCACUCCUGCACUAAUCCCUCAAGUGAGUCAGCCAGACGCCAUGGUGCCACAGCCCCUGCCCGAGGCCGACUUAAGGGUGGAAAGUCAGGCCUCGGGCUCAUCGGACCAGGAAGCAGUGGCGAUGUUGAUCCAAGGCGAGGAGAAUGUCGAGGCUUCACUGAUGGUGGUGGCGGCGGAGGAGGAGGAAGAAGAAGAGGAGGAGGAUGAGGAGCUCGUCACCCGACGUCGCCACGUAACCGGCGACUCUGGGAUUGAGGUGUGCGUUUGCCAGCUGGACGUGGACGAGGGCUCGGAGCUUGAGGAGGAAAACGACGAGGAGCACCGGAUGUGCAAGGUCACCGGUCAGGACUGCUGCUCCGGACACCAGCGGCAGACCUUCAGACAGAAGGAGCGCUCCUCGGAGCUGCCCAGCCAGACUGCCAGCACCAGCACGGGAGACCACAUGGUGUGAGCCACAGCUUUCCUAAACCAGCCAACCAGCGGGGCUUUGUGCUUCACGCAGGGUGAUAUUAUUCUCAUCAUCAUCAUCAACACCACAGAGAGUGAGACUGUUUGUUCUUCAUUCCAGAUGAUCGUGAUAACUAAUCCUUUGAGGAAAACAUAAAUGACAUAAAUUACAUUGUGUGGACCAACUUUAGUUUUCAAAUGUUUUGUUUAGCUUUUCUUUUUGUGGGGAAACCAGCAAACACAUUUGGUAUGUUUUUGUGAGGGUACAUUUCGAGAGUCACGGUUAGUGAGACGACAACAAAUGAUUGUGACUGAAACCAGAAGUUCCCUUAGUCCUCUUCUCUCCUUGGCCGCUGCUGUCGUGUUUCCGUGCGUGUGUCGCCACUAUAUCUCUGGUCAUAACAUCACCGGCCUUGCCUUCAUCUGACAUUUUACCUCCGACGGGACUGUCAGCGAGGAGCAUACCAACGCGGUCAACAACAUUUCUUGAGGCAGAGGAGUCGAAAACAAACCUUGACAACUGAAAAGAUCGGAACACACACUUUCCUUUGACCCGACGCUGUGUGUGUGUGUGUGUGUGUGUGUGUGUGUGCUGUGAAAUCUAGGGCAUGAUGAUGUCGGCUCUGAGGUCAUUGCGACGAGCGUCUGGCGUGAAGUCUGGGACGUUUGGCAUCUAGAGUGGGGGAGACAGUUCACCCACAAGCAGCAGAGGCAGGAUACGAGAAGGAGUUCUACUUCGUCUUUUAAAUUUCAUACCCCCCCCGCACCACACACACUCUUUUUUUCUUCUUUUUGAUAUCCAUAUUGUGGUCACCACUUAGCAUGACUGGAAGGAAGGAUUAGUGAUUUAAUAAUUGUGUGCACCUCAUUGCCCCACUUCGAUGUCUGACUGCAUUAAUAUUAUAAGUAGUAUGUAGUUCUUUUUUAAAUUUCAUAACCAGCUUUGCAUAAAUAAAAGCUGCAGCUGUCGCAUUAAUUGCUGCAGAGCUCCCGAUGGGGGGCUGCUAGAGUGCGUACUCGUGAGUGCAGGAGGGAAGGGUGGAGUCUUGUGCGUUUGUGUAUCUUUACAGUGCUGUAGCGCCUGGUUGUACUUGCUCAGCACCAAGGUGGAUUAACUAUUAAAAGCCCUGGUAUUUUUGCAUGAGGCAUGCACUUCUGUGUUUGUAUUUGAGUUCAUUAGUAUGUUUUAGUAGUUGAGCUACUUGCUUUGCUCAUCUCUAUUACCAACAAAUUAUAGUGGACUACAGCGGCCCCACAACCCCGCGCCCAGAUGCUGGGGUCAAGAAAUGGACUGUGGGUUUGAUUUUGAUUUGUGAUUUGUGAUCGUGAGCCACGCAAAGCUGUUGUGCUGGUAGUUGGUCGGUAAGCUGCUGCCGUCUCCGUGUCCAUCUCGCCCUUCGCAGUGUGAGUGUGUGUGGGGGGAUUUGCGGAGGUAUUUUCCGUUGGCAGCGGAUGGAGGGGUGCAUGAGCAAGUCGAGGGGAACGCAGGCUCUGCGCUCCACUCGGUGUUGGCACAGCGACAUAAUCUAUCAUGAUUCACGGCAUGCUGUGUUGCGUGGCGUUUGCCCAAUAUAUGGCACGGUAACUGGUUGUUGUGAGACAGGAAAGGCACCGCAAAACAAAAUUGAGAUUACAAUAAAGUUUGAGCGAGAGACGAGCGGUAACUGACAAGUCAGUGAAUGUUUCAUGUCCAACAGCUUUUUGUUGUUUGCUCUCAGAAUGAGCUCAGUGUAAACACACUUGAUGGUCUUUUAUCAUCGCUACAGUGUGUACAUCCACAGGCACACAAAUAAAUGUCCUGGCUUCAGUAUCUGGCCUUAAUAAGCUGUUCAAACUUAAAACAUGUUGUGACUUCAUUUCGUUCUCGCCAGAUAUAUUUCUUUAGGUAUUCGAAACAAAUUGUCUCUUUUUAUUUUGGGCCUUGAUUGAACUCUGACGAGGACGCACUCUUGAAGCGGUUGACCUCGUAUCGAGAAGAGCCCCCGGGUGUCUGGCCCGUGUGGUCGCCUAAGGCUGAAGAUGAAAGGAGAUUUAGUUUCCUGUUCCAUUAAAUGGUCCGACUCCUACAACGUGCCACUGCCUUAUCAGAGGAGAUGUUUCUUUCCAGCGGUGACGGUUGUGUUGUUUCCGGCGUGGUUGCUUCAGAGCGGAGGAGUGCUUCUGGCUCGAGGAGCUUUGACCUUGUUCCGAGAACGUGCGCUCGCUUUAUGAGAAGAGGAUGUGGUUUAAAAAAAAACGUUGAACGCCACGAGAUUGAAACUGUCCUGUUAUGAAGAGUUUUAUUUGCAUUGUUUCUUCAUUGUUGAAUUUAAAUAACUGUGUAGUUUAGUUACUUUUGGCACUGAUGGAAUUCGUCAAGACCAGAUUUUGAGUUUGUGCUCCUCCUGUUUUUCGCAGUUGGUCUGUGACAUCCACCGGCUUGAAAGAAUGACGAAAAACUAUUGUUUUAGUUUUCUACGGUUAUGUUACGAUUUAUCCUUUUUGUGUUUGGAGGCCAUAAGUGAACUUCCACAAGAGAUUGCGUUGCAUUUUGCUUAAAUGUAUCCAUAUGUAGACACGAUAUUAGGGUGUGGGGGGGCAUGGGAAAGAGGAUAGUUGUUGUUUUUUUCGUGCAUGAGUGAGCUGGAGGUCCAUAGUUUUCCCAUUGCCGAAUAACUGCUAUGCCGCUCUGGUUUUCACAUGUUUACAGAGCUUAAGGGCUACAUCGGUCAUCAAUUGUGGACAGACAUCCGCCUCACUGAGUGAUUCAUCGCCUCUGGUGUCCACUAAAAGCCACAGUUGCCGAGAUCCGACUCUCUGAACAUGGUCCGUUUUUUGGGGUUUGGAUGUGAUUUUAAUGUUUUGGUGGAGCUCAUAUUUAACUCUCGCUGAUUGUAUACGACCGCGUAUGUUUGUGUAAUAGGCUUUGCCUUUUUUUGGUAAAAUGAGGUGCGUGAUUUGACCCCCCCAAAUCUUUAUUUCUGCAUCACGCCUCUCUGUAGUUUAUUGUACUUUACUCAACUCUGCUAUGCAACAACAUAAACCUACUGAUAUAUGCUGCGACCGCUUUCUCUCAGUGUGUCAUUUGUCUGGUUUCCAGAACAAGCAAUAUAACUGAGUACUUGUGGCACAGCACUGUACUGUAAUCUACUUAGGUUGGUGUGCGUAUAUGUAUUUGUUUAAGAACACUUGUAAUUCUACCUGCAAUGAUGUGAGAAUGUAGGUUCAGUGGCAUCUGAGGGGCUUGAGUUAAGAAGCCUUUCUAGUUUGUAUAUUCUUUAUUUUUUUCUUUCCUGCCUGCAUCAUCGACCACUAAUAGUUUGUACCCCUGACUUAUGGCUGAGCCACAUUAUUAAGAUAUUUAACCCUGAGGGGAAAAAAGUUGAAUAUAUUGUUUUAAUAUCUGUAAUCCAUUGGUCACUUUUCCAUCCCUCGUCUUUGUUGCACUAAUUCAAUGUGUUGGUUUUCUCCCCCCCCGACUGUUGCCUUUAAUCCUCAGUUAUUACGCCAUCAAUUUCAAAACUUUUAUAUAUUAUACAUACGAGAGACCUCAACAUAGACACAUUGGGCUUAUACGAGCACUCCGAGCUUAUCGGUCAUUGUUUGUGUCAAUAGAUGAAUACCAACGGGAUGGGUGAGCUUUUCUUUCUUUUGUUGACAAAAUGAGAACCAUCUUAGUUUGAGAAGAAGGCGGGACAUCUACAGACUGUUUCUACAUUGUUUUGCUGAUACCUUUGAAACAAGCUGGAGUGGUAAAAGAAACCUUUAAAGCACUGAAUGCUUAAAUAUUUGUUUGAGUAAAAAGUCUGCCGUGUACUCUUUGGGUCAUUUGUAUUUUAUUUUUUUAAUAAAACAAAGCUUGGCAUUUAACUGAC